CUUUCUCCCGUGGACCCGUGGUGAACUCGUGGAACUGCCGCGAACGCGUGAUCGAGGGAAGUAAAAAAGCGGGGAAAAACCGAGGAGGAAGAGCGAGUUUGAACAAACACGGGAAAAACAGGGGGAAAAGAUUGGGGAAAAAUUGGAAAGGAAAUAAGAACGGAACAGGUGGGAAAGUGAGAAACCGUUCACCGGAAGUGCAGCCUGCUACCCCCGGCUUCAAGGUCAUGGAAUGACGCAUAAGAUCAUUCCGAGCGACGAGCAGGAGCAAAGCCGAGGGUGACAGAAGCGGUGUGAUGAGCGGAUAUCUCGGUAACAUCCCCCUGCCCCCAACGUUGUUGCACGACCCGAAGUAUCCUCCAGCCAUGCGGGAGAAAGACUCGAGUCCAAGAAAAAUGCCGGGCCACAUCAGCCCUAAGCAAGCCAGCAUCUAUCCUCUGAGCGUUCGCGUGCCGGACGUGGAAGAACUGCCAUACGAUUUGAGCCACGGCCACGGCCGCGGCCUCUCGAGUCCCACGAAUCAGCAGCAGCACCGGCAACAGCCUCAUAUGAGUCCAGCUGCCAGGCCGCCUCAGUCUCACCACCAGGAGGAUCUCGACUGCGAACCACUGGACCUUCGCGUCGACCACAAGAAGGAAAGACUCACGGACGAGAAUCAGAACGAGAUAGAGGUUCUGAAUCAGAACAGCCUCGGCGGGAGUCUUCCCUAUCACACGGUACUGUUUCCUCAGCAUCAUGCCGUUCAUCCCUUGGUCCUCGAAGCCAUGUACCGGUCACACCAUCACGGCUCCUCGGUUCCGGAUCUGCCCAAGAUCCAAGUCCGGGCGUUGCCCACCAUGGUCCCAUUGCCGCCCAACAGAUUCUCAUCCACCACUUCCUCCACGUCGUCCUCUUCGUCCCAGGCUGCCGCCAGAGUCCCGAGUCCCUCCGGUGGCCAGCAGCAUCAGCCACCGCAACAGAGUCAUUCGAGUCAACAGCAACAGCAGCAGCAACAGGCCUCCAAUCUUCCACCCUACUCCAUCAGCGUUCAAGCCGGUCUAAAGCCCAAGGACAGAUACUCGUGCAAGUUCUGCGGUAAAGUGUUCCCUAGAUCGGCCAACCUGACGCGGCACCUGAGGACGCACACCGGCGAACAGCCGUACAAGUGCAAGUACUGCGAGAGGAGCUUCAGCAUCUCCAGCAAUCUUCAGCGUCACGUGAGGAAUAUCCACAAUAAGGAGAAACCGUUCAAGUGUCCCCUGUGCGAGCGAUGUUUCGGUCAGCAGACCAACCUCGACAGACACUUGAAGAAGCACGACGCCGAUGGACCAACGAUACUGGACGAGGUUAGAUCGAGGUACCACGGACAGCUGCCGAGAGCGGACGAGUCUUACUUCGAGGAGAUUCGCAGCUUCAUGGGCAAGAUCACUUCGCAGAGACAAGGGAUACCUUAUUUCCCGGGGCUGCUGGGCCACGGCGGGGACGACUUCAGGAACGACAAGCAACAGCUUCAGCUGGAGGAGAAGAGAGGCGACUCUUCCUACUUCAGCGACAGGGAUAAUCUGAGCUCGAGGUCGAGCAGCACUGCCAGCAGACCCGAGAGCGUGCAAGAGGAGCAACGGGAAGUCAAUUCUCCUCCGUUGUCUCCUGGCAAUAACACUUGAGUCGAGGAACCGGAUCGUACGUCCGACGAGUCCUUGUCGGGUACGAUUAAUUAGAGAUCGAAGCAUCAAUCGAAUAGGUUCCGUCGAAUUCGAAUAUCUGCAAACGGCGUCGGCUUCUCCCCGAGGAACCGAACUUUUACUCGCGAAUAUUUCCACUAUUUUUACACGCCGGAUACCUUCGGUUAAUCUCACCUUUUCGCGCAAUUUUCACGUUUCGCAACUCGAAAUUACCACGCGCGCUUCUAGACGCCGAUCUAGGACGAAGAAACGCCUUGCUCCACGUGCCUACAACGUUCUCCGAGACACUCGUAGCGCGAUGCCUUGCGACUAGAGGACUAGACGACAAAAUUCGCUACGAGCACCGCGAUAUUUUAGGUACGAAACGGUAUGAAAUUUUAGGUAUCAUCCUAACGAGACACCCGAUGCACGCGGAACUAUCCGUUCGUAAAUUAAUCGGCGAAGGAACGACAAGGGAGGAACUUGGUGCAAUCGGAGACAGACUUUCGCGCGAUCUUACUCAGCACGAUCUCGAUUCCUUCUCGUACUUCGAGGAUUAAUUCGUCGAACGUAACAAGAGACGACGCGAGAGAUCCGUAACGCGGGUCGACGAACGACCAGAGCGAGCGUCUCCCAUCGCAUUCGUUCUUCCUCGUCCAACCGUAUGCAAAAUUACCUUAUUUAUUUCGUUUGCAACGAACGACGAACGAAAUCGGCAGGGUGGGGCAAAGAGCGAAGAAACGCGGGCUAACUUGGUUCCGGCUGGAAAGAAUGGCAAGCAAACGCCUCGCGAUUUUACGACCUAGAAAGUGAAUUUCAACGACUCCACCGCCCCGAUCCUAAUCCGCG
Molecule: messenger RNA, 2489 nt
Organism: Eufriesea mexicana
Lineage: Eukaryota; Metazoa; Arthropoda; Insecta; Hymenoptera; Apidae
Product: MDS1 and EVI1 complex locus protein EVI1-A
Exons: 2
Coding region: 297-1643 (448 amino acids)
Biological process (GO): regulation of transcription by RNA polymerase II
Molecular function (GO): RNA polymerase II cis-regulatory region sequence-specific DNA binding; DNA-binding transcription factor activity, RNA polymerase II-specific
Source: RefSeq, a predicted model, not a curated record